CAAUGGAAAGUAGUCAGCGCCUCUGUUGUUUGAUUUGUGUCAAGUAAAGUUGCAACCUGGCUUGUAUUAAAGAAUAAACUGUAACUGAUGGCUGAUUUGCAGGGGUCGCGGUGUUGGAGAUAGCUCAUCUACACCAUGUAUGCGACACCUGGAAGCGUUUUGGACACUGUCGAUUUUGUAACCGGAUUUUUGCUGAUUUUAUUUGUUGAAACUCAGGGAAUUCACGGGCAAGAAGGCGAUGGCUGUGGGCACACGGUGCUUGGCACUCAGAGUGGCACCUUGGCUUCGCGAAACUUCCCAGGCACCUACCCCAAUGGGACACAGUGCGUGUGGCGUCUGCAGGCAGCACAGGGGAGGACGCUGCGCCUGGUGUUCGGGGACUUUGACCUAGAAUACUCCCCCAACUGCAGCGCUGGCUCUCUCACCAUCACCCCCUCCAACGGGGCGCCCAGCCUGGGGCCACUGUGUGGGACGAUGCACAUGAUGGAGAAGAAGCUGGUUCUGAACUCCAGUGAGGCGACAGUGCGGUUCAUCUCCGGGAUCCAUCGCUCCGGUCGAGGAUUUGUGCUGUCCUACGCCACUGACCAGCAGCCAGACCUUAUCUCCUGCAUGGAGAGAGGAACCCAUCUAAGCACACCGCAGGUCAGCGCAUUCUGUCCUGUGGGCUGCCGGGAUGUGAGUGGGGACAUUUGGGGCCAAGCUGUCCAGGGCUACAGAGACACCUCCGUACUCUGCAAGGCUGCUGUCCAUGCGGGGGUGAUCUCCGACUCGCUGGGGGGUCCCAUCACUGUGUCCCGAGAGAAGAGCAUAACGCUGUACGAGUCUAGUUCUGCCAACGGGGUUCUUUCCAAAACGGGCUCACUCUCUGAGAAGAGGCUCGUCUUUAGCAGAGAGUGCCAGGAUGAGCUACAUGUGUUCCUCUUUAAUGCUUCCUCCUACUGGGAGGAAGUAGACAGCCUGGGCCGUCAUUUUGUGUGGUCCCCAGCAAACAAGGGCACUCGUAGCAUCUGGGCACCUAAGAGUGAUUCUGCAGAUCCAUGGCUCGAACUAGACCUGAGAGACAGGAGCAACAUCACAGGUAUCAUCACUAAGGGCUCAGAAGACCGGAAUGAUUUCUAUGUGAAGUCUUAUACUGUCCACUACAGCAGAGACCGCAAGCACUGGAAAGUGUAUAAGACAGUGGGCAGUAAGGAAGAGAGGGUGUUCGAGGGGAACUCGGACAGUAUUCACGAGACGCAGAACAGCCUCAUCCCAUCUGUGGCGGCACGCUACCUUCUCCUCCGGCCUCGAGACUGGCACAGGAGGGCCGCCCUGCAGGUGCGUGUGCUGGGGUGCCCGGCGCUGCGGACUCGCUCCUUCGCUUACAGCCCCCCAGGAGUGACCAGCACAGCAAUGUCACCUCAGGAAGUGACCACAUCCAAGGGCCCCUUAAUCAAGAAGACUCCAGACUCAGAGUCCAGUCGGCCCGUGAUAGUGGUGGUGGGGGCAGCUGUAGCUCUUGCAGUCUGUGUGGGUCUGCUGCUGGCGGGCAUCUGCUGGAAGAGAAGAAAAAAUGCUGCUGAAGUGAAGUGCUCCUUAGUAAAAGGUUGUCAAGGUUCAGCGGGAAAGACUCAAGACUGCUUCCACGGUAACCUGCCUCGAUCUGAAUCGGAGCUCAUUGCGUACCCUCUGGAGAGGGGGGACACCAACAAAGACCUGGCCAAAGCUGUUCUGACAGAUUAUGCUGAGCCGGAUCUCAUAGCAGCAGGACAGAAGCUGGGCUCCACUUUCCGUCCUGCGGCUGAUGAGGGCUACACAAUCCCACUCAUCCUGAACCAUUACGACGUCCCGGGGAAAAUCCACGAAUACGCUGAGCCCCUGCCCCCCGAGCCUGAAUAUGCCACCCCCUUCAGCGAGCAGUCUGCAGACCUUUUCGCCGCGGGCCCCAAGAAGAACAUCUGUGUGAUCCGAGUGGUGCCCCCAGCACAGGCUCCUAGGCCCUUCGUGAGCCAAGAGCCGUCCAAUGACUCUCCCAUGGAGCCUCAGUAUGACCGGCCAGCACAGCAAGGACAUAGCGGCUACUGCACUCCCCAGACCUCUGCCAAUGGCCCACGUAAAGCCAGCGUGGUAUAUGCUGAGCCACAACCAGCGUGCCAUGUGCCCAGCGACUCCCAUGGCCACAUGUAUCAUGAGCCAUUGUGAUGACAGCACGUUGAGUAAUGGACCAAUCUGGCUUGAUGUGCUGUACCUUCAAAUGUGCUGUAAUACCACAGCCUUGCUGAUCACUUACUGCCACUCCUGUGAUCUGGAAGGAAUUGAUAAGAGAGGUGCAGCGAGUAUCCUCACCGAUACUGAUAACAUGAAUACACUGACUCAAUCAGAGAGCAGUGAAGGUCCCUUUAGGAGGCCACAGUCACACAAUAUGUUACUGUUAUACUUUAUUUUAAGGAUCCACUAUAAGACUCCCUUUGAUCACCAAUCACAGACAGGAGUUCAAUGACUCCGGUGUACAGUAUCUGUGAAAGGAGGCACACAAUGAAAUUUGUAUUAAGCAACCAUUUGACUAUAAUGGCACAUCAUGGCCAUUGGUUAAAAGAUACUUGUUCAUCAUAUACAUUGAACACAUGCCUUGUUCAGUUAAGUGUCAGGGUUUUCAAAAAGCAUACAAGAGUUUUUGUAUUACAGUUUUGUGCCAUAAUAAGGCCAUGUUAAGCUUUUGUAAUUCGUGGAUCACCACAAUAAUGUUCUCAUUUAAUCCCCAGCUUUGUGGCAGUAGAGAACACCUAGAAUACAAUCGAGAGCAGACAGGUCCAGACUGGAAGAGGAGGAUUCCAGUAGUUCACAAAGGUGUCUUUGAAUUUGCACUUGCUUGUUAAGUACAGCCAGUCGAUGUUGUGGAGGCUCAAGGAUUGGAGUGGAGAAGGUCUGUGCCAAGCAUUUCCAUGAAACGGUACCAAUGUUGUACCAAAGCAUGUCAGAAAAGCCAAAAACAAAACCAUGCAAACUGGCCCGUCAGGCCUGCGGACUGGUCUGGUUCUUUGCAGAUUGAACUUUGGGGAGCCUCUAUGGAACACAUUUCAUAAGAUCUUGGGCAAUCUGGGUCGUACAGCACAAGUGUUAGGAGUUACUCAACAAAAGUAUAAUGAAGUGCUUCAGAUAUCCAAAUCACAUUUCAUAUGUGCCCAUUUUAAACACCAUCGAGCAUCGAUCCCAGGUAUGAGAGAUUACUGCAAUCCCAUUUUGAAACAUUUUUUUUAUCUCGAAUAUAAUUGAACACAGUACAAAAUGAAGGGAAAGAUUGAGGCUGAGCUGCAAUAAAAUGUGUUUUUUUUUUUAAUCUCACUGCACACUGCACUUACAACAUUUACACUUGAAUUGGACACACGGGCAAGAGUGUGCACUUUCUGGCCUUGCAGAGAAAAAAAAUGAAAUAUAAAAAAUAAAUCUCAAUGACUUACGAGCAAA
Lepisosteus oculatus (spotted gar) is the source of this 3444-nucleotide messenger RNA. Its product is annotated as discoidin, CUB and LCCL domain-containing protein 1. The record is from RefSeq and is a predicted model, not a curated record. NCBI's taxonomy places the organism in Eukaryota, Metazoa, Chordata, Actinopteri, Semionotiformes, Lepisosteidae. Gene Ontology annotation, cellular component: plasma membrane. Gene Ontology annotation, molecular function: signaling receptor activity.